Molecule: messenger RNA, 966 nt
Organism: Penicillium samsonianum
Lineage: Eukaryota; Fungi; Ascomycota; Eurotiomycetes; Eurotiales; Aspergillaceae
Exons: 6
Coding region: 1-966 (321 amino acids)
Cellular component (GO): cytoplasm; nucleus; ribonucleoprotein complex
Molecular function (GO): mRNA binding
Source: RefSeq, a predicted model, not a curated record
AUGACUGAAGUGUCCUCAACCCGCCUUUAUCUUGGGAAUCUUCCCCGCAACGUGACCAAAAGCGACAUCGAGGAACACUUCAGCAGCCAUGGCUCCGGUAAGAUCACGGAGAUCAAGUUGAUGAACGGUUUCGGCUUCAUCGAAUACGACGACCAGCUGGAUGCCAGAGAUAUUGUGCCCGCGUUCCGUAUGCCCCCCAUGACUUGUCCACCGAAUGACCUCCCGCUUAUCAAUACCACAGAUGGCAGUGACUUCAAAGGCGAGCGACUCACCGUGCAGUUUGCGCGCGGUCCUCGCCGCAAGGAGGCCUUCCCGGGACCGCCAGACCGCAAUGCUCUCCCUCGUCCACGUCGCACUAUGUUCCGCAUGCAGAUUUCCGGUCUUCCAGAAACAAGUUGGCAGGACUUGAAAGACUUCGCCCGUCAGUCUGGACUGGACGUUGUUUACUCUGAGACUGGCCGCGAGCAGGGCAAAGGGUUUGUUGAAUUUGAAACCGCCAACGACCUGAAAACCGCCGUGGAGAAACUGGACCAGCGAGAGUUCAAGGGCUCCGUCGUAUCUUGUGUCGCCGAUAUUCAGAACUUUGAGGAACGCCCCGUUCGUGACCCAUACCGGUCUCGUUCCCCACCACGUCGCCCUUACCCUGCCACCAUGGAGGAGUACGACCGCCGGAUCCCUCCCCCACGUGGCUACAGUCCUCGGGAGCACUACCGUGAGCGGUCGCCGAUUCCUAUCCGCCGCGACCCCUACUAUGAACGGGAUGGCUAUGCCCGCCGGACUCCCCCUCGCCCUCGGAUGGAAGACUACCCACCCCCACGUCGUCCUUACGAGGACCCCUAUGAGGCCCGGCCUCCCCCACCUCCCCGCCACUAUGAUGAUCCCUACCUAGCUGCCCGGGGUUAUGGUCGUCCUCGCUCUCCGCCGAGAGGCGAGUAUGUGCCUUACGACCGUCCUCGCUACUGGUAG